This is a messenger RNA of Lindgomyces ingoldianus, 1842 nucleotides long. Its product is annotated as alcohol oxidase. The transcript has 2 exons. NCBI's taxonomy places the organism in Eukaryota, Fungi, Ascomycota, Dothideomycetes, Pleosporales, Lindgomycetaceae. Gene Ontology annotation, molecular function: flavin adenine dinucleotide binding; oxidoreductase activity, acting on CH-OH group of donors. The record is from RefSeq and is a predicted model, not a curated record. Gene Ontology annotation, biological process: secondary metabolite biosynthetic process. Bases 52 to 1842 code for a protein of 596 amino acids.
AGGCACCGGACCCGAUCUCGACUUUCGCGUCCAUUGCUCCUCAGAAUCGCGAUGAUGUUUUGGUUAACACUCACUCUGUCUGUGGUGAUCCUAGGGUUGGCAGAGGCUAAAUGCAACGCCAAUGGAACGGCCUUCGAUUUCAUCAUAGUAGGUGGCGGUACAGCCGGCCUUGCGGUCUCUGCCCGCCUCUCGCUCUCGCUCCCACAAUCAUGCAUCCUUGUCCUGGAAGCCGGCCCCGACGGUCGUGACGAACCCGGUAUCUACAUUCCCGGGCGCAAAGGUUCUACUAUCGGGGGGAAAUACGACUGGAACCUUACUUCAACUCCACAGCCCGGUCUUAGUUCCCGGGUCGUGCCUCAGACGCGCGGAAAGGUCCUUGGUGGAACUUCAGCGCUGAAUUUGAUGGUCUGGGAUCGAGCCAGUGCGCAGGAAUUCGAUGCAUGGGAAGGUCUCGGGAACCCAGGGUGGAAUUGGAAGAGCAUGUAUAAAGCAAUGCUGAGGGUGGAGAAUUUCUUCCCAAGUGAGGAGUAUGGGGAGGAGGGCGUUGGACAUAGAGGACCGAUUCAGACGUUGAUUAAUCGAAUUCUGCCCGAGCAUCAAAAGACAUGGAUUCCGACGAUGAAUUUUCUGGGGAUGGAGUCGAACUUGGAGAGUUUGGGGGGCUAUCCACUGGGCGUUAUGAGGCAGCCGACGAAUAUCCGCGAGUCGAAUUACACACGAUCGUAUUCACCGGAGUACCUGAAUCUUGCAGGACAAAAUCUGAUCCUUAAGCUCGGAAUGAGAGUUGCGAAGAUCAAUUUCAAGAAGCUAACAGCGACGGGGGUCACGUUGGAUAACGGUUCAAUACUCACCGCGACAAAAGAAGUUAUUAUUUCGGCCGGCUCUUUCCAAUCUCCACAACUCCUUGAACUAUCCGGCAUCGGCUCUUCUACCGUACUUUCCGCCGCCGGCGUUUCAAUUAUCAAGGAAUUGCCCGGCGUGGGAGAGAACCUACAAGACCAUGUCCGCAUCAUGAACUCGUAUAAACUAAAGCCAAACUUCACAUCCACCGACAUCCUACGCGUGAACGCUACAUACGCAGCGCAGCAACUCGCACUCUACAAUGCUGGAGAAGUGAGUUUAUACGAUUAUACAGCAAGUGGAUACACAUACAUGAACUGGUCUUCCAUUUCUUCAAAUACUUCAACCUACCUCACCAACAUAGCUAAAUCUGCAACCCCAAAUCCCUCACCAGUUGAUAAGCUGAAACUUUCAUGGCUAGAGGCCCCAUAUACUCAGACGGUUCCACAACUGGAAAUAAUUUUUUCCGACGGAUUAACCAGUGUUGCUGGAUAUCCAGCCGCGAAUUCGAGUCUCUACGGCUCGUUGUUCUUCACGCUUAUUAGUGCGGUCCAACAUCCGCUUUCGAGAGGCAACGUACAUAUCACUAGCGCUAAUAUCUCUACUCCACCAACGAUAAAUCCCAACUACCUCUCCCACCCAUACGACCUUGCCGCCUUGAAAGUCGCCACGAAAUUCGCGCGGCAGAUCGCAGAUACCUCCCCCAUGAAAGAAGUUUGGGACACGGAAUACGAGCCCGGGGCUGGCGUGCAGACGGAGGCGCAAUGGGAGAAUUUUGUAAGGAAGACAACGUUGAGUAUAUAUCACCCCGUGGGUACUUGUGCGAUGAUAACGGAGAAGGAUGGAGGGGUUGUCAGUCCGGAAUUGAAGGUUUAUGGAGUCAAGGGCCUGAGGGUGGUGGAUGCGAGUGUGGUGCCAGUGGGUGUGGGGGCACACAUGCAGACUGUGGUUUAUGGGGUUGCGGAGAGGGCGGCAGAAAUAAUCGCGAAAGAGUACAAGUGA